Molecule: messenger RNA, 970 nt
Organism: Hemicordylus capensis (graceful crag lizard)
Lineage: Eukaryota; Metazoa; Chordata; Lepidosauria; Squamata; Cordylidae
Product: platelet glycoprotein IX-like
Exons: 2
Coding region: 115-738 (207 amino acids)
Source: RefSeq, a predicted model, not a curated record
CAGAAACAAGUUCUUGUACUUGGUCCCUAGCUGCAAGUAGAAGUCUAAAAACUUCAAUUGGAAGAAACCAGCUCCUUUUUUCCUUAAAAAGAAAAAGAAAAAAAAGCUACAAGCAUGAACAAAGUCAAGCUCUUCACUGUUGAAGGGCUGGUCAUGGUAGUGCUGUUCAGCACAGCCCAAGCCUGGCCCUGUUCUCCCUGCAUCUGUGAGUUUUUGGAAGAUCUGUGGGGCUGGAAGGUAGACUGCAAUUCUUUGGGGUUGAAGGAAAUGCCUGCCCUGCCCAGUACCACCAGAAUUCUUUACCUGCAAAACAACAGUUUGACCACUGUCCUGCCUGGCACACUGGACAUGUUGCACUACCUGAAGGAAGUAGAUUUGUCCAACAAUCCUUGGCACUGUGACUGCUCUAUUUUAUAUCUCAAGUACUGGCUGGAAGAUUCCCACAUGACUUCCCUUGCCAGUGUUAUAUGCACAACACCAGCUUUUGUAAAGAUGAGAGCCUUGAGCCAACUGAGUGGGAAUGAGCUGGAAGGAUGUAGGAGACCUCUUCCAAACAAAUGCCUUGAUUUCAUUUGGAGGGACAUUGUUCUGAUCAUUAUGGCAAUCUGUGUCUUAAUUGCAAUGUCUUGCAUCCUGCGAUACUCCAGAAAAUUAGUCUACCAAGUUUCCCAAAAGCAACAUUCUUCUGAAAUCCCACUGCUGCAGACUCAUGACCUGGAACGUGAAAAGUCAGAAUGAGAAGCUACAGUGAUUAAGAGCUCUUUAGUAAGAAUACCAAGAUCAUCUGUUUAAGAGGUUGUACUGGCACAAGUGAGACACACACAGCCAUAGCUAAAUGUCUCUUGUGGUAAAGAAAUAGUCCCAGUUGUAUUUUGUUGUUUUAUGCAUACUUUUGUAGGAUUGCUAUUUUAAUGUUUUCCAAAAGGGUAAUAACUACCUCUAUAACUGGAAUAAAAGCAAUGAUAAUCAA